Plasmodium gaboni is the source of this 660-nucleotide messenger RNA. NCBI's taxonomy places the organism in Eukaryota, Apicomplexa, Aconoidasida, Haemosporida, Plasmodiidae. The record is from the annotation of a RefSeq genome assembly.
AUGAGCUCGUUAAAUUACAUAGAAGACAGCAUUAAUUGCAAUAUAAGAAUAGAUGGUAGAACAUUAUUAACAUACAGAUCCAUAGAAAUAAAUAAAAAUAUUCUUGUGUCAGCUGAUGGGAGUAGCAGUGUAAUAAAUGAAGAGAAUAAUGUAAUUUGUGGAAUUAAACUUUCUUUAAUUACUCCUGAUUCUGAUACAUAUGAUGAAGGUAAUAUAAAUUUACAAAUUGAUUGUCCAGCGUCUGUUGCUGCUAAUAGAAUAAAAAAAGAUCAUUUACAAACAAUGACUUGUAUUAUUUAUAAUUUAUGUAUAAAAAAUAAUAUAGAUAAAAAAAAAUUAUGUAUCCUGCCAAAUAAAUUUGCUUGGAGUGUUGAUAUAAAUGUUAUGGUUCUAAAUGCUGGAGGUGGAUUAUUAGAUAUUAUUAGUAUAGCCAUAUAUGUAGCUUUAAAAGAUACAUUUUUUCCAAUUGUCAAACCAAAAAAAGAAAUAGAAGAAGAAAAUACAUUCCAUGAAAUUUCAAAUAAAGAUUAUCAAUUAGAAAUUGUUGAAAAUGAACAUAUUAAUUUUCCUUAUGAACAUAUACCUAUAUGUAUAUCAAUUGGAGAAAUCAAUAAUAAAUAUAUUUAUGAUAUGUCUAAAGUAGAAGAAGAACUAGUAGAA